GAGGGUAGGUGUGAAAAAGUUAACUGUUUUUUGAAAGAGCUCUUUAAUUUUAAAAUUAUAAACAGUAAUUUAAUACAGUUCUUUUAGUAGAAUUAGUGUGAAAUGUGAUUAAAAGUACCCACCGGACAGUUUUCCUAGUGAAACUCACUUUAACUUCACUUCACUAUUAUCCCUUUUGCAUUCACUACGUGUCACCAGUCAUGGAUUCACUCAAAGACUCGCUGAACGCGAUGGCCGAAAUGUUUCAACAAAAGAUGAGCGAAUUCCAGCAGGGCCUGGAUAGUGCACCAACAACGAGCACGAACGCAUCCCUGGCUGCAGAGUUCAGCAGUUUCCGAACCUUCGUGCUCUCUGCCAUGAAUACGUUGCAGAGACAGGUGGAGUUCCUUGGCACAGAGGUCGAUCGUCUGGAGACGCGUAGAAGGCGCAAAAUGCUACUAGUCCAUGGAGUUAGCGAGGAGAAGUCGGAAGAUGUUACUUCACGGGUUUGCAACGUUGUGGGGGAACAUCUUGGUGUGACUGGGUUAUCUGUUAGCUCCAUCAAGUCAUCUCAUCGUUUGGGACGUCCUUCUGACAAGAAACCUCGCCGUAUAGUGGUAAAGUUUGCAGAUGCAACAUUGCGGGAUAAGGUUUGGUUCUCUAAAACUGGAUUUAAAGGCAGCGGUAUAACUGUAUCAGAGUUUUUAACGAGGAGCCGUCACGACGUAUUUAUGGAGGCAAGGCAGAGAUUUGGUGUCAACAAGUGCUGGACAAGGGAUGGCUGCAUUCAUAUUAUAGCCCCGGAUGGUUCACGUCAUCGAGCUGAGUGUAAGGCUGACCUCCAUUGCAUACCACAGUCUUCUAAACCUCUGACUCAGGGCACUGCCAGUCUUUCCUCCAGGUCCAAAAGAACAAUCAAAAAUAAGUAACCUAUCAUUAAUCUAUAUACCUAUGUAUUACUUUUACACAAUAUUUGUGCUGCAAGCCUUUUAUAACAGCUUAUUUAUUUUGCUCUAAGUAUGUCACUAUCAUAAAGUCUAUGUUAUUGCUCUUAUGUGUAUAAUAAUUUUUAUGAACUGUAAUUUUUAAAAUAAUAGGUUGUAGGUAGGUAGAUUUAAUAGUUGUUGCUUGUGUUGUGUCAUGUGACAUGCAUGUGAUCAUGACUGACAGAUGUAAGUGUCAAUCAUUAACUAAUGACAGCUGUGACAUUUGACAUCCUAGCCACAGACAAAAUAACUACCCUGGAUGCAAGGCUUUUGGUCGAGCAUUUUUACCUACUUAUUGUAUAUUGUUAGAAGUGAUUUUCUCCUUGCAACUGGCGGGUGGGUUCGUCUAUCGUUUUAUUUACCUUACUGAUUGUAUAUAUAUUUAUUUUACUUUUUGCUUUAUCAUAUUUAUUUUUUAUUAUUAUUUAAUUAUAGUAUGGUAUCCUCAAAUUUAAGUAUAGACAGUGAUUUGUUUUUGUCGUUAUCCAGUGAUGUGACAGAUAGUAAUGCAAGUUACCAUAGUACAGCCACUUCUCUUCCACUCAAUGUAACAUUAAAUUCUCAUUUCUCCGAUUGCGUGAAAAACUUCAAUGCUAUUCACAUAAACGCACAAAGUGUUCCGGCACAUUACUCUGAUAUGCUUGCGUCUUUUGAGUCCCAAAAUAUUCAUGCCAUCCUAGUAUCUGAGUCCUGGCUUAAGCCCUGUCUGCCUUCUACUUCUUAUUCUUUGCC
Maniola jurtina (meadow brown) is the source of this 1697-nucleotide messenger RNA. RefSeq lists its product as uncharacterized. NCBI's taxonomy places the organism in Eukaryota, Metazoa, Arthropoda, Insecta, Lepidoptera, Nymphalidae. The transcript has a single exon. Bases 201 to 908 code for a protein of 235 amino acids. The record is from RefSeq and is a predicted model, not a curated record.